Messenger RNA from Aaosphaeria arxii CBS 175.79, 1422 nucleotides. Its product is annotated as Clavaminate synthase-like protein. The record is from RefSeq and is a predicted model, not a curated record. Gene Ontology annotation, molecular function: 2-oxoglutarate-dependent dioxygenase activity. Lineage: Eukaryota; Fungi; Ascomycota; Dothideomycetes; Pleosporales. The coding region runs from base 155 to 1036 and encodes 293 amino acids. The transcript has 3 exons.
GAUGGGGAUGUAUCUGGUCGUGCCUGCGGACCCCGCCAAAAGUUUAAAGCCGUGCCGCUACGCCUUGCCAAUUCAGUCCAGGAGCUUGGACCUGGGGAAUGUUCAUCGUGAGACCUCCAAUUGUAUCAAGUCAACGUAAUUCCCAUAAUUCCCCAUGCAAUUGCGUCCGAGGGCAUUACGAGUCCUGUCCAAUCGGUAUCGAUUUUACUCAAGCAGCGUUCGUUUUUGCCCGGUGCCACUGCUCGAAUCCCUCCAUGAUGAAGACAUAAAUCAUCUCGACCUGGAAAGGCCGGUAGUCUUUCGAAAGCAAUUCAAAGAUGUGCCUGCUAUAUCGCGAUGGUUCACACUUUUAGAAUCAUCUGGCGAGGCUUUCGAAUUGAGAUCGACGUAUUUGAAGCAGCAUGAAGAUCUCAUGGUACCUCUCGAGUUGAGCUCCAAGACAGACUCGCCAAAUCCGCUCGAACAGGUCAAGUUCGAGCGCUUCGAAGGGCCUCUCGGUCUGCUCUUGCAUGACUUGAGGCGAAUCGAGGAUGCUGAUGCGCAGGACAUGCGAUUGUACCUUGCGCAAUGCCCGCUCGAAGACCUCCCAUCGGAUCUCAGGGCAGAUCUACCCACACCCGGUUUCGUUUCGCGCAUAGGAAAUGGAGAUAUCUACGGUUCCAGUCUGUGGAUGGGUAGACCUCCUACAACUACCCCACUUCAUCGCGAUCCGAAUCCGAAUCUAUUCGUACAAUUGGCUGGGAAGAAGACUGUCCGAUUGAUGAAGCCCAGCGCGGGAAGGGAAUUGUAUGAGCGUACGAAGGCAACAUCGGGACGUGCGAAUAUGAGAGGAGAAGAAAUGAUGGUUGGGCAGGAGAGGUGGAAUCUGGAGGAUGCUGUUUGGAAUGACGAAAACGGGGACAAGACCUGGCCAGCCCGGGGUUGGGAAGCGCAAAUAGAGCGAGGGGACGGCUUAUAUAUACCCUUGGGGUAUUGGCAUGCUGUGAGAGGCACUGGACCUGGUAUCAAUGUUUCGGCCAACUGGUGGUUCAGGUGAAUUACUUACCCAACGACACUCUCUCAUGUUUCCAUCUUUGCCAGGAGCGUCCUAAACCGUUGGUGUACAUACCUAUAUUGGAGAGCAUGGGCUGACUGCGAUGAUGGAUCAGUGCAGCCCGCAGCUUAGCUCUUUCCCCUUCACAAAAUCAAGGAGGAAGGGCACAUCGUUCUUCCCUGUAUCAAUCAAUGGCAAAUCAAUGCUUUAUUGACGAAUGUCCUUUCGACUCUACUGUUCCAUUCCCACGAUCUGACCUGAUAUCGUCAGUAUGGAGUUCGUUUUGAGAUGCAAUGAUCUCAACUGCCGCGCACAACUUCACGACCGCGCGGUAGUCACUACUUGCUCUCAUGUCUUUUGUUCGCCAUGCGCAGACGGUUCAGGCCUCU